UUUAUCAUUUUCAGAAAUCUACACAACGCACGCUUUUACAUUUAUGGAGCUGAUGCAAGGUGACGACAAGCACUACGUGCACCCAAAUGCUGAAUCCUUAGCAUGUAAAACCCAAGGAAUUUUUUAUUGUUGUCGCAUGAAGUCACAAGGUCACGCAGGGAUGCGAGAGUGCGAGCAGAUGAGCAAAGGUUGCGAGGCGGUACCAGUGUACUAGCAACAAAAGAAGCUGACUGCGUCAAAUUUUAUUGCUCGUGACGCCGAAGAAAUAAUAUAUCAAAAUGUAUAUUAUAUAUACAAACAUGUAGUUGCACGAAACAGGUGAGUUGGUGUUGGAAACAACGCAGCGUGAUGAAGCAAAAGCACAGCAAAUUUUAGCAAAAAUGAAAACCCUCAAAAUCAUCGUGAUAAGCUAAAAACGCCAGAAUGCCGAGUGAAAACGAAAAGCAUUUUAAAGUCCCCUUUUUGUUGGUUUUGGAGCUGAAUGCUGUGCUAUUCAAAAAUACAUCACAGCAUGCUACUUUGUUUAUGACUACAGAACGAAAGACUAGCAGCAGCGAAGUAAUGGCGGGCAACACUCGUGUGCAAAUACAUAGAAAAUAGAGCAAACUAUAACCAAAUUAUGCGGAAUGAGAAAGCCUGCUGCACAAAAAUCGGUAGAAUAUUUGCUAACGAACGAGUAAAUAAUUAUCUAGUCGUUAGUCUACACAAAUCGCUCCAACAAGUUGGACUGUGCUAACAUAAUUCAAAGUAUGAGUUCAUUAAUCGCAUCAGAAUACGACAAAGAUGAACUAGUGCCGCCGGAAUGGUUGAACUAUGACUUCUUUGAGCGUGUCUUGCAAUCCCAGAACAGCGGAGAAAAUAUUCAAAUUACAAAUAUUGAAAUUCAGCCCGCAACCAAAAAGGGGGAGCACUAUGCCAGUGCGAUGUUCCGAAUUAAAGUGAUGUUUACUUUGUCAGCCGACUGUGAUGUAAAGUCAUUUAUUGUCAAAGCUCUACCGGAGUUGGAGGGCGAGAAACAGCGUUUGCUGGAAAACUCAAAGCUCUUCGAAACCGAAAUCGGAGUUUAUACCAACGUAUUGCCCAGACUGGUGGAAGUGCUGCGAUUGGCAGGCGAGUGCAUACGAUUUGGCGCGGAUUGCCUUUAUCAUGCUCUUACGCCAUUCAAGUUAUUGGUUUUUGACGAUUUAAGACAGCUCGGCUACGAUAUCGUUCGCAAUCGUGCGCUAACUUUGAGUGAAAUAAAAGCAAGCUAUCGCAAAUUAGCCAAGUGGCAUGCGGCAAGCUAUAAAUUGGCUAACGAGCAACCCGAAAUUUUUGAAACACUUUCCGAGAGUUUCAUGACCCUACCGUAUGUUGUCAAUAGCUCAUUCAUAUCUGGCGGUAUCAAGAGCUUUAUCGAUAUGCUCGAUUCAGUGCCAACGUUAAAAAUGUACAAACCAUACUUCGAGGCCAUGCAGCCAGACUGGGCUAUUAAAUGUCGUGCAACGUAUACCGAGUAUUUUUCUAAUCGUCAAACACAAACCUGUUACGGCAUCUGUCAUGGAGAUUUGCUCGCCAAUAAUUUGAUGUUCCGACAUGCACCUCUUACUGGCGUAUUGGAGGAUGUACUGCUCGUGGACUACCAGCUCACCUAUAUGGGUCCCUUAGUCAACGAUCUCAUAUAUUCGUAUUUCAUGCUCUAUACGCCGCAGCAACGGGCCACAAAUCAUGAAGAACUUUUUGAGUAUUAUUUCAGACAUUUUGUACAGACUUUGGAGUUACUUGGAUGUCAAAUGGAACUAUUAACAUUUGAGAGUUUCCAUCAACAACUGAAGCGGCAGAAAAUUUUGGCACUUUUUCUAUUAAUCAGCUUUCUACCCAUACGCUAUGCACUAUGCGCUGGUCUAAUAGACAGGGAUCACUUGAUGGCCACCGUGGAGGAACGUCGCGAGCUCUACUAUGACAAAAAUUACAUCGCUGAGUUGCACACCAUUCUACCAAUGUAUUUGCAUUUAGGUUAUUUACAAUAGUAAAUAAAAACAAAAGAAUAAUAAAAACAAAUAUUAUAAAUAAAUUUUAAAAAAA
This is a messenger RNA of Bactrocera oleae (olive fruit fly), 2064 nucleotides long. The record is from RefSeq and is a predicted model, not a curated record. NCBI's taxonomy places the organism in Eukaryota, Metazoa, Arthropoda, Insecta, Diptera, Tephritidae.